This is a messenger RNA of Orussus abietinus, 3422 nucleotides long. RefSeq names its product tuftelin-interacting protein 11 (gene sip1). The transcript is spliced from 9 exons. The record is from RefSeq and is a predicted model, not a curated record. The coding region runs from base 142 to 2646 and encodes 834 amino acids. Gene Ontology annotation, cellular component: U2-type post-mRNA release spliceosomal complex. Lineage: Eukaryota; Metazoa; Arthropoda; Insecta; Hymenoptera; Orussidae. Gene Ontology annotation, biological process: spliceosomal complex disassembly. Gene Ontology annotation, molecular function: nucleic acid binding.
AUCACGGUAAUAUCGUUUGUACGGCUCGUGCAUAUUUAUUUAACAAAGUCUAAGAGAAAUUGAAUGAGAAUAUCAUUAUUUAAUUUAUAUUAUCGGCGUUUAAUAAAUAAUUCGUUCGUUUUGUCUGGAGGUUAUACGUGAAUGACUCGGUUAAAAAUGUCGGACGACGAGAUGGAGAGAUUCGAGAUAACGGAUUACGACCUGGACAAUGAAUUCAAUAUCAACCGCCCUCGCAGGAAACUUACAAAGAAACAGCAGAUGCUGGGUAUCUGGGCGGACGACAGCGACGAAGAAGUGCCAAUGAGACCGUCCUUCAAGAUGUCCAGCAAAGUGCCUAAAAAUUACACAGCGCCAGUAAAUUUUGUUGCCGGUGGGAUACAGCAAGCAGGAAAACCAGAAGAUGAGAAAAAUAAGGAAGAAGAGGAAGAAGAAAAAAUCGGUAGACCUAGAAGAGAAGACGCGGACUACGUACCAAAUAGUUCCAGUGACUCCGAACCUGAAAGCUCCAGCAGCAAACAAUCGAAACCAUCGUUUUCCUUGAGUCUAGGAAGCGACAUCGCGGGCUUGCGGAAGAAAAAAACAUCGAUUAACCCAUCGUUAAUAAAAAGCGGAGUCGGCAGCUGGGAGGUGCACACGAAAGGUAUUGGCGCAAAGCUUUUGCUUCAGAUGGGCUACGAGCCUGGGAAAGGUCUAGGUAAACAGCUCCAGGGUAUAAGUGCUCCCGUGGAAGCUCGACUCAGAAAAGGCAGGGGUGCGAUAGGAGCCUACGGUCCGGAGAAGACUCCAAAGAUCGUCGACAGAAAGAAAGACGACGAAGAUGAGGGAAAAGAAUUUAAGAUGAAGCAAUCUCAGUGGCGGAAGACAGAUUCUGCAUCGAACAAGAAGAAAGUGAAAUACGUUUACAGAAGUGUCGACCAAGUGCUGGAGGAUGGGAAGCUGCGACCGAAUAGACAAGUUCCUCUUAAUAGCGACAUGACGAAGGUUAAAGUAAUCGACAUGACUGGUCCAGAGCAAAGAGUGCUCAGCGGCUACCAUGCUAUCGCAAGUGGCCAACAAAGACCUGAUGAUACUAUCUUACCCACUGACAAGAAAGCCAAAAUGAAUUUCUCUCUGCCAGAAUUGCAGCAUAACCUCAAUCUACUGGUAGACAUGUGUGAACAGGACAUCAUCCAAAACGACAGAAGAACUCGACACUUGACCGACAGAAUGGUCGCACUGGAGGCCGAGAAGAAGAACCUGACAAAGAUCGUCGACCAUCAUGGUCAGUUGAUAGGAACUCUGGAAAAUGUAUUAGCAGUUGUCGAUAGACUAAUGGACCAAACCAACGAGCUGUCAUUGUACGAGACUGCGGAGGCUUUCAAGAAUUUGCAGGACAGGUAUUACGAAGAGUACAAGGUGUACGAAUUGGGAGAACUAGCCACUAGUUUGGUUAGUCCUAAAGUGAAGGAAUACUUGACUACGUGGAACCCUUUGAUGCAAUCGAAGCAGCCCAUGGAAUUAUUCAAAGAGUGGAAAGGAAUUUUGGAGGCUGGAAGAGGGACUCUUCAGAGAGGGAUGCAUCCAUACGAUCAUCUUGUCUGGAACGCAUGGAUGCCUUCGAUUAGGGGAGCCAUACAGCACUGGUCCUGCAGACAACCCGAACCCUUGAUCGAACUGAUCGAACAGUGGAUACCGCUGCUUCCAGGAUGGAUUCUGGAAAACAUCCUGGAUCUUCUGAUUCUUCCAAAGCUGACGCUGGAGGUAGAAGAAUGGAAUCCCCUCACCGAUACGGUGCCCAUUCACACCUGGAUUCAUCCCUGGCUGCCACUAAUACGUAAUCGUCUUGACACUUCUAUUUACCCAAUCAUCCGGAGGAAACUUGGAUCGGCACUGGGAGGAUGGCACCCAUCGGAUCGGUCAGCCAGGUUGAUGCUUCAACCGUGGGCCCAAGUAUUCCACAAAGGAGACAUGGAGGCGUUCCUUGUGAAAAAUAUAUUGCCCAAGCUCCAAGUGGCGCUGUCAGAGUUCGUUAUAAAUCCUCACCAACAGCAUCUUGACCAGUGGAACUGGGUUUACGAGUGGAGGGAAUUAUUACCUCCUCACACGAUGACUGGAUUGCUGGAUAAAUUCUUCUUCCCGAAGUGGCUGCAAGUCUUGGCACUAUGGUUGAAUCACUCGCCUAAUUACGAUCAAGUCACGAAUUGGUACAUGGGCUGGAAGGGGAUGCUGAACGACAAGCUCCUGGAGGAACCCGUCAUUAAAGAGCACUUCAAGAAAGCUUUGGACAUGAUGAACAGAGCCGUAGCGAUGCCCCAAGGUCAUCAACCAGGAGCCAUGGAACAGGUGUCGUACUUGACAAGUUUAGAAAGAUCACAAACACCUUUAUCACAGGUCUCCAUGUCUCAGCCAAGAAUGGAAAGACUAGCCGAAGCAGUGCGAACUGCAUCUCAGAUCCCGCAAGGAUUUAAGGAUCUGGUUCAGAAGAAGUGCGAAGAGAGAGGCAUUCUCUUCAUGCCGAUCCCCAACAAGUACAGAGAAGCUAAACAGGUUUAUAAAGUUGGGAAUGUGCAAGCCUACAUUGAUGGAAAUGUCAUAUUUGUAUGUCAUAACGGAGCAACUUGGCUGCCGACACAUCUGAAUGCUCUGUUGGACAUGUUUGAUAUUUAGAGACCGCUGUCAAUUGAGUACCAACAUGUAUAUCAGUGUUAUCUGUACUAUUAACACGUACUCUGUGAACUUUUUUUACAAUCUCGUGUAAAUAUUAAAGAUCGCCUUGUUAAAAGCGCAUUUGAUAAUUCAUAAAUAGUACCUAAUAUUUAAUGAAAAGAAGUAAGUCCUACGUGGGAUAUUUUUCUUUAACUUCCCCAAUUUGUUACAUUAACUUGACGACAGAAGUAUCGAUGGAAAAUUUUAAUCUUUCAUCGAUUCACGUACAAACUUUACACAGAGGUUAGGAAUACUGUUAUAAUAUAGAAUAAAUAUGGACUACUCCAGCGGAAGAGAGAAAAAAUAUCUCUAAAAUAGCACGCAGGCUUUACUUUUUUGUAAUAUAUACUUUUUGUGGUGUUUCUGGCAAGAAGAAGCUCUUUGUACUUACAGCAGUCUAUUCUUGUUUAAAGGCUUUAUGUUUCUACCUUACAUUGCUAAGUGUACUCUAUGAACGAUUCAGUUUUAUGCCUUGUGAAACGUUAUGUGUGAUUCAACUGGAAUCGACACAAUCGGUUUACAAUUAUUACAGAAAAUAUAGAUAUCUUUUUCGGCCCUAAUGAAUUAAUAACGAGAUUGGAAAACGAAAAGUCAUUAACUUUAAAUAAGUUCCGAGAAGUCAGUCUAACUGGUCACUUUCAUUUGCUUAUAAUAUACUUCAUAGCAAAACAUACGUCUAAGUACAAACUUUUUACGACAUUCUAUUAUAUCAUCAUAAAAUAUAUUAGCUCUUUAUA